AUGGCAUUCGAAAAAAGCCUCACAAUUAUUUUUGGUGUUGUGGCAUGUUUAUUGUCUGUUGCUUUGGCUACACCAGGAACAGCCACUUUCUACACAAGCUAUGUUCUUUUUAUUAUUGCAGCCUCGGCAUGCUAUGGGAACAAAGACAGUGGAGUUAUGAUAGCUGCAGCGAGCGAUCCGCUAUGGGCGAACGGGGGUAUUUGUGGGAAAGUAUUUAACGUCACAUGCACCGGACCCACUAACCCCGUUCCACAUCCGUGCACCGGCCAGAGCGUGGUGGUUAAGAUUGUCGAUCACUGCCCUGGAUGUGGCGGAACCCUAGAUCUCUCUAGAGAAGCCUUUGCUGCCAUUGCUAAUCCGGUCGCUGGAAUUAUCAAAAUCGAAUUUAACCAGUAAGUCGAAAUAAUUCCCUUUUUUUUCUUUCUAGAAAUAGAAAUAUUCGAGUAGCUCAAUAAAUUUU
Messenger RNA from Erythranthe guttata (spotted monkey flower), 460 nucleotides. The record is from RefSeq and is a predicted model, not a curated record. NCBI's taxonomy places the organism in Eukaryota, Viridiplantae, Streptophyta, Magnoliopsida, Lamiales, Phrymaceae.